AUGGAACAGGAAUCGAGUAAGAUUCCUACCUCCAGAAGGUGCUUCAAGUGGGUGCGCAUUCGCACUUUGUUAUCCUUUGCUGUGGUUACCUGCCUCUUAACGUGCAUCGCUUUUCAGUUUAUCUUCCUCGUCUCAAUGCAUAGGAAACUUGAAGACGUUGAGACCCAGCUCAGGGGAAAGGAAAGUCGACUUGCGACGAUUGAAAGUGAACUUAGAGUGGUUCAGGAUAAAGAACGUAAACCGCGCAGUCAAUGGGAGGGACGACUCACUAUUGCCGAAAACAAGAUAGAAGCAAUUUCCCAAACACUGAAGCAUGGAAAGUGGGAGCAAACAAAAAAUCAUGCUCGACAGAAGAGGACGACUAACCCGCAGGUCAAUUUGUCAGACCUUGGUAAGAGGGUCAUUGCAGUGGAGAGCAGGUACUAUUGCAAGCUGUUAAUUCAAUUUCGAUUUGUUUUAGCCCCUUGAGUCCCAAAUGGGAGGCCUUUUUCGUGAGUGAAAUUCAGCAGUAUCUCAUCAGGGAAUUAUUUAUUCUCGGCAUUAGAGUCAAGGUAGUCUGAUUUGUAUGGCUAAUAUGGAUCAACGACCAACGGGCUGCGAUGAGUCCCAGAGUCUAAAUAGGGCAAUUUUGGUUCAAAGAAAUCAGUCGAAUGGCUCCACUGGAGUGACAAUAAGACUUGAAGUCUACUGAGCUAAAUCGCCACUAAGGGAUUAAAGCACUUUUUUCCUGUCUCUACCGACUUUGCAAAAGCACCAGUCCUCUCACGCGCGCGCUACUGCCGGGUGAAAAAAGGUGUUUUCCUUUGGGAUUAUCCGGAUCAGGAUCAGUGGCCCGAGAACACCCGGAUUAUCAUGCAUCAAAGGGAUCCAUAAAUCCACUCUGCACAAGGAUUCAUCGCUUUCGUUGGUGCAAUAGAUCCGAUUGAUCUCGGAUGACUGAUCCUGAUCCGGCUGCACCCUAAAAGAACGCAUGCGCGCGCACGGCAAACGUCUCAUCCACGUUGACAAUUUCUAAAAUUAGACAAUGAAAAGAUCGUAACUGCCAAAAUAAUUCUGUGGAUAAACCUGACGUGAAACUAUCUUUUUGGCCAAUUACUCGUUAAUUUUAACUUCAAGUAAAGGGAAAACACGGUCACGUGGUACAAAUUGGCGUUUGCUGUGAACGGGAUUAUAAAUCUCUCUAAUACCAAGCGACGUCAGUAUUCACGUACUGUACCUCUGUCAGUAACGUUCACUCCAAUGUGUCUCUACAACACCACUCACUAAACGUUCGCUCGCGAAAUAUGCCUAUGAUCUGUAGCAAUAACCAAUCAGGAUGGCCACAAAAUUCAGCACUUGCUGUCUGUUUUUAGUUUGUAAGAGUUUGUCUUGGUCGUCGUUGUCUCGAAUGGCACCAUGUGGUUGUUUUGAGGGGCAAAAACGUCACCAAGUUUCCCUUGAGCUUCGAAAUGACCAAUAAAAACAGCCUCUUUGAGCAUUUCUAAACACCACCGACACUUUUGUCUAAAUCACAAGAGUGUGUUCAAGUCCAAAACUAUUCUUCCGCGAUUUUUGUACUUACUUAGCCAUAAGUCAGCCAAACAAGUCGUUAGGUGAAGAAAAUAGCCUACGUGGCAGGCGUUUAAAAGCAAAGAGGAAGGGGAGGGGAAGGGGAUUUCGGGCGCGCGAAGGGAAGAGUAGGGAACAGCUAGACGUUCAGGGUUGCCUUAGUUUUGCAUACAUAACCAGUUGGCGGGAUGGAGAAAAUAAUGGUGCCCUUGGAAAAGUUCCCUUCCUCUCUUCUCCCUCGCGAGCGGUUUCGCGCCCAAAUUCUGUUCCCCUUUCCUUUCGAACCCUGACCAUGCAGGCUACGAAUAAAAUGGAAAAAUGCGCUAACCACGAAAAUUUUCCUAACCUCGGUUUAAGUGUCAAGGAGAGAGUGUCAAGAUGAUCAGAUCGCUCGUUAGGACGUUGCUUGUCUUAUCUCGUGGCUGAUGGACGCUGUAAUAUUUCAGGGGAUGUGGAUCCAUAUCGAGGGGGUCUUUAGAACGAGCGCUGGCCGUAACAUAUACGAAAAGGAGAGAAAAUAGCCCUAAGCCGUAGAAAAUAAGCCAGCAAAAUAUAAAUCUUUAACCGUAAAUGCCGCCAGACCUUUAAGAUCCUUGUUUGUAAUUUUUAUCUUUUAUUCGUAUUUCAGAAUUGUUGAACUCUCUAAGGACUUGAGCCUGCGGUCCUCUUUUCGAGGUAAAUAGCCAUUGAGCCGAUACUCCUGGGAUACGUUUUUGAAGCCUUCAAAACACUCACAGCUCGUGUUUCAUACAGUCUGAAACAUCUCGCGCGUUACCCUCGAAUUUCGUUUUUUAAACCCUCUUACGUACAUGCAAACUCGUCCCCCCAUCGGGGUUCAAGGGGGGAGGGGCGGUUGGAACCGCUAGCGUUUUCUUUACGUGGUGAUACUUUCUGACUUUGAUAGACAGCCUGCUAUGAUGGGAUACAUAUGGGGGCAUUUGAAAUCAUCCAAUAUGGCGGUCCCUUUUAGAUUUUCACUUUUUCCACUAUUAUUUUGUUUUUGUCUCGAAAAUUUAAUGUCAGAAAUGCGCAUUAAAUCAUGCAAUCAUGUUUUUUUUUUUUUACCUUUUAGGUCGAGACGGACGGGAUGGUAUGCCAGGACCAUCCGGACCUGCUGGUAAUUAAUACUCAGUGGAAGACCGCAACGUUAUCUCACCCCGCCUUUUUUUAAAUUUAUAUUUUCAUUAUCAGUAUCAUUGUUAACAGUCGAACGCAAUAACAUGUAGCUAUUGCUAGUUAAGGCACUCAGCUGGGACAGGACCCCAUUUAAAGGACUGUCACAGCAAGUCAAUCAAGUGCAUAGGUUACUCAGUCAAAAAGAGAAACUCCUCCAACCAACAACAAAGACUGGGAAACAGCAGGAGGUUCCCACAAUACUGCUUCACUCGCUUAUGAGAGGUUUGACAGCAUUCCUAACGUCCCUUAUAAGAACAUUCUCCCUUCAUCUUUUAACUUCUAAGAGUGAUAGUUAACUUAUUUUUAGGCCUGCUUUACACAAAGAAUGAGAGAUCCGUGAACUUUACAUUCUCAGGAAGGUUUCUUACCUCUUAGGACGAGACGGUAGAGACGGGAGACAAGGACCCGCGGGACCACGAGGACUUACGGGACCUAAAGGUAGCUAGAUACCAGAUAAUUCUAAAGGGGUAGUGCGCUUUAUAGAAUUCUCUCCGCGAGUAGUUGCUAACUCAUCAGGGACGGUGGAGCCGGGGGGCUCACAUCAUGGGGGCUUAAGACUUUUACGUUUAAAGUCUCCUCAGGCUCACUACUUCGUGUCACUAGUCAACCCCCCCGCUCCUUACCACCCCCCUUAAAAAAUAUAUUCCGCAGCCUCUGCUAAUACCGUCAUACUACCAUAGUAGGGGUUGUUAUAUGAUAACGAUUGGUCAUUACCGGUCGAAGCUCAAAGCAAAAUAGGUUAGGAGUACUUUAACCGAGAUCUUUAACCGAAGCAAUUAACGUCACUAACCCAGACAAACGUGAGAUUAUUGUAGGAAUGGGUCCCCACUAACGUUCUGGGCACUACCCACUAAGGCAAAUGGCAUUUUUUUUUGUUUUGUAGAAAACACGUUCCCGCGCGAGCAAGCAAGGGCCAAAAGUUUAGGCACGAGCAAAACAAUUGAGGACAUCUUGCAUCUAGCUUGCGAGGGGAACGUUUGCUAAGUUGCUUGUUUAUUGAUUUAGGUCUCCUAGCAUUCUCCAGCGUAUUUCUGAACAUGUAAUGAUAGAUAAGCUAUACACCACUUGACAUCUCCCAUAAUGCACCUUAUUUGCAGCCCAAAAUUUUGCAUAACCUUUGUUUUUCAUUUCAGUUUUACAGCCGUCCCAAAAGAAAUUGAAAACAACGCUUAUGCAAAAUUUGGGGGGCAAACAAGGUACAUUAUGGGAUAUAUACAAGUGGCGUAUGCUAGAAAUAAUUUAUAAUCUGAAUCCGAAUAAUAAACCACCUGACUUAUUUUCUCGCGAAACGUCGCUAAUAUAAUGCUAUGAACUGUUAUCAUCGGAUAUCUGAUUCAAAAAAGUGAGAUCUAGCAGAAACGCCCUGUUAACAAAAACGAAACCUCACAAUAAUAGUUAUUUAAGGAAAAGAGAAUAGAUUAAACCGGUCCUACUCGCAAAUGCAAAUUCGCUCUCGAAACGCUUGGAAAAGGAUAAACUAUGUGCAAAACAUAGUGCUUUCGUAAUCAAGCGCAUAUGUAGUCAUUUUUAGCUUCUACAUCGAUAACCAUCAAUAAUGCUCUCAAUUGAACUGAUAGUAACAAGUUUAGUCUCAACUUAACAUUAAACCACAACUAGUAGAAUUUGGAAUUGUUUAGCGGAUGAACUAUAUUUGAGCUCAUCGACCUUAGCUUCCUUUAAAUCGGUUAUUUUUAAUUAUUAUAAGUCUGCGUUAGCUAUUUUCCUAUGAUUGUGAAGACCCACGUUCGUUUAAGUCUAUCUGUUUAAAAUGUAAUAGUGCUCGUCCCUUGUUUCGUCCAGCAACUUGUUGUAUGUAGCUGUAGUUUUUUUGUAUCGCUGUUUUUUUGUUUGUUUUUUUUUUUUUACGUAUCCGUGCCCGCUGUAAUUGGCCACAGCUGUUGCGGUGUCCAUGCCAACCUUCUUUCUGUUUGUUUGUUUGUUUUUUUUUUGGCGAAGUUAAUGAUAAAAUAAAAUAACUUGUCCAAGAUACUUUUUAAUGUCCGUAAUAAUGUUCGUCCCGGAUUAUUUAGACGCUAUUUUCCUAGAAACACAGUGUAAUGUAUUUUUUCCCCCGCUUUUUAGGGAACGUUGGUCCAACAGGGAUUCCUGGGCCUGCGGGUCCUUCUGGGCCUAAAGGAGAGAGAGGAGCUGAAGGACAGGCGCUGUCAGGUGUGACGUAUAACCGAUGGGGACGAACUAACUGCUCAGGAGAUGCCUCAGUUGUGUACACUGGUAUGAGGAUUACAAGUAUACAUAUUUAUAAAACGAUAGAAAACAAAAAGACUUGGAAGUUUAUGCAGCUAAACCAAUACUAUCUACUCAGAGACAGGGAGCCCAAUAUAAGGAGCGUUCACGUGCACCUUGCGUAAGACCCUCGCCCAUAAUCCGGAAUGAGCAACUCCCAUACUGGGCCUGUGAAAGGGCGUUUUUACGGACUGGUUUAUUUUGAGAUACAUUUUAUAGCAAUUAUUCCCGUGAAAAGAAGCUCCGUUCUUGAGCUUAAUCAAAGUAUAAAGAACACUAAACGUACUAGAAAGGUCAAAAAUACAAUUUUUAAGUCUGCAGGUUUUGCUUAAUGGUUUGUGGGAUUGAUUAGAUUUGCUCAAUCAGCACCAAAGUCGUUCUUAAAAUAAACGGGUUGGUAAAAACGCCGUGACACGAUUCAUGGACGUUGCUCGCUACGGUUAUUGGGCUUCUGCCUUCCCUGUAUUCGUGAAACAGACCUACCAAGAUUUCGUUCCUUGCAAAUUCGGGACAAAUACAGUGUUUGCCAUCUUUGCCCCUGAUUUGUUCCUAGUUGUUUUUGUUUGCAUGAUAUUUGCCCCAAGAAAAUCUAUUUUUUUAAAAUGGCUUAUCCUGGUUCCAGGGCGGUACUCUGGAUUUCAAUUGACGGGGAUGAUCGAAUUGGGGUAAAAAAUCCCUAGGGCUUCUAACUAAACCAAUAAAAAUCUCUGGACUAACAACUAACCCCCAAAAAGUCCCAUGCCGAUUUUUCGAGCCUUGAAAGCAUCAAAUGAUAUAAAAAUAAAACUAAGGGUACCUUCCGGCAAGUGCCAACGAGGCGAAUUCGUUUAUCUCUUGUGAAAUGUGCCUAUUCAAAUCUUCGCGAUAUUUUUUAAAAUGGAUUCCGCUAUAGAAAAGGAUGGCAGCCAACUUCAAAACAACAACUUUGGCACAUUGUAGGCUUUCACUGUUUAAUUAUUAAACAAUAACAACACGGCUUGAGGUUUUGUUGGUAAAUAUGAGCAAGUCAGUACUUUUGUUUCAUGGAAAAUUCCAUGGUAUUUUAUUGUAUUUUCUGGAGUGGUCAAUUUCGGAUCACGAGUUGUAAAUACAAGACCAUGACGUCACUACCCAAAUAUGGGGUCUUACACCCAAAUAUGGUCAAAAAUGCAAAUUUUAGAGGGUUACGCAGAAUUUGAGAGUUUUUGCCUACAUUGCGCGGCGUUAUAAUUCUGGCGCCGAGUCAACAUCGCUUCUUAGCUCGGUUGCCUUGUUGGCAAUAAAAAAAAUUAGAAAUUGAAUGUUUGUCUUUACAUCGAACAUUAGAUUGUUUUGAAUACCCGAAAAAAUCCCUAAUUAAAUCUAGCCACCCAAAAAAAUACUUGCCAUAUUUUCCUACCCAAAAAAAUCCCGCAAAAUCGAAAAAUUUAUCCCCAUCACUUGAAAUUGGGAUUAACCAAACCUCUCCCCCCCACACCCCACCCCGCCCCUGGGAUCCUGGUAAUUCAACUUGUUCAAAUUAACUGCUUUAUUCUGGGGAUUACCAUAAUUUAACGGGGAAGUCAAAUGUAAUACCUUUUACGGCAGACACACUUUAAAAUGCCAUUUUGCUCGUGUUUUGACAGGUGUGAUGGGCAGCGGUUUUUAUAAUCACCCCGGUGGAGGCUCUAAUUUUAUAUGUCUUCCCGACAACCCUGUCUAUGACAAAUACCUCCAAGGCUGGCAGGGAACCGGAGCGAUAUACGGCACACAGUAUGAGACGGGCAAUUUCCCAGGCUUUAGCAAAAAUCUUAAUAACCAGGAUGCUCCUUGCGCCGUGUGUUACGUCAAGUCACGUGGUUCCCAAAUGAUGAUCCCUGCAACCAACAAGUGUCCCUCGGGAUGGACCAAAGAGUACCACGGGUACUUGAUGACAUCUCACUAUGGCCACAAGCAUACCAGCGAAUUUGUGUGCAUUGAUGUGAAUGCUGAGGCCGUCCCGGGUGGCCAUAGUAACACAAAUGGAGCUUUGUUAUACCUAGUGCAAGUUGGUUGCGGUCACGGUAUACAGUGUGUUUCGUAUGUUCAAGAGAAAGAACUGACGUGUGUAGUUUGUACCAAAUAGAAUUAAAGAAGCGUGUAGUCGAACCUCUUCGGGCCACCCUCGGGGAAGAGACCACUGGCCGCUAAAUCGAGGGCCGAGGAGGGUGUUGUAGAGUUUUGAUUUCUUUUAGUACAACCACGAACGCAAUAUAAUUGAUACUGAAAAUAAAACUAUUUCGGUGUACAAAAUUUACUGGCUCCGGGGCUUGAAGGGAUUAAACAAAAGAAAUGUGUUGUUCAUCCUUGAGACUCAAGAUUAUUUCUUUUGUCCUGAUUUUCCCAGGCCUCAGAAUUAAGCAUGAAUGUUAACAUAUCCAAAUUGGUCUGUUGCUGCUCUGGCCUAAGAUGUGAUUGUUUUAAAUUUCUUCCCGUGUAAACAUAGCCUGUUCCAGGUUCUAAGUUAUAGUGUAGUUGUGCAGUUAUGAAAAGUGAUGCGA
This is a messenger RNA of Porites lobata, 7466 nucleotides long. The record is from the annotation of a GenBank genome assembly. NCBI's taxonomy places the organism in Eukaryota, Metazoa, Cnidaria, Anthozoa, Scleractinia, Poritidae.